AGCAGAGCAAUCGCCAAGGAAACUUUUCCUUCUGCAAAAGCCUCACAAAAACCUCUUAAAUUGCCAUUUCGAGGUUCGAGCUCCAUAAGAAGAAGCCAGAGUAACCAAAAAAACAAAAGAAAAAAGAAAACGGGGAGUAGAUUGGGAAGACCAGUUGUCCACUUGGCGAACCUUCCAAUCAAGCUACUAAUGCCAAACACCUUCACCAACAUGAAAGAAAUAGCUCUCAAAACCAUCCCAUCGGCAUCCAAGAUCGAGAUCAAACGCGUCCUCGAAUCCCUCUACGGUUUCGACGUCGAAAAAGUCCGUACUCUCAACAUGAAAGGCAAGAAGAAGAAACGCGGUGGUUUCUUAAUCGCCAGACCCGAUUACAAGAAAGCUUAUGUCACUUUAAAAACCCCUCUUUCUAUUUCCGAGAAUCUUUUCCCUAUUCAGAUUAUUCAAGAGGAAAAAGAGAGUAUGAAUAAGAAUAGUAAGAGUAAGAGCGUUGUGGGAGAAGGGGAAAAGAAGAAGCAUUGGCUUGAUGGGAAGAUGAAGGAUGAUAGAGUAGAGAAGGGGAAGGGGAAGGCUUAUUUAUUUGUUGACGUGUUAUUUUGAGAUGGCGUUUUAUUUUUUUUUCUUUAUUUUGAAUUGCUUAGCUUUUGUUGGAUUGAUUGAGCAUAAUUGAGUAACUUGUUUAACCAAAAUGGAAUUGAUAAACUUGCUUUCUGGUUUAGUAUAAUUGUCGAUCAAACAAUUCUAUGAAUCCUCCAGUGCCUAGUUGAAAAAUUGAAUUCCUGUUCGCCUUCUGUUUCAUUAGAGAUAUAUAGGGUGAGGUAUCUUAUGAUGAUAACAUUCAGUCUAAAGUCUAAACCUUGUAAACUAGUCAAAAAUGGAAAGGCAUAUAUGCGGUUGAGGCUAUUGGCUGGAUUGAGCAUUGACGUUACAAGA
Durio zibethinus is the source of this 930-nucleotide messenger RNA. RefSeq lists its product as uncharacterized. Gene Ontology annotation, molecular function: structural constituent of ribosome. The record is from RefSeq and is a predicted model, not a curated record. Gene Ontology annotation, cellular component: mitochondrial large ribosomal subunit; ribosome. NCBI's taxonomy places the organism in Eukaryota, Viridiplantae, Streptophyta, Magnoliopsida, Malvales, Malvaceae. Gene Ontology annotation, biological process: mitochondrial translation.